Messenger RNA from Ilex paraguariensis (yerba mate), 1623 nucleotides. Lineage: Eukaryota; Viridiplantae; Streptophyta; Magnoliopsida; Aquifoliales; Aquifoliaceae. The record is from the annotation of a GenBank genome assembly.
AUGGUUUUUUUAGAAGAUGCAUCGGGAAGCGCUGGUGUGGACUUUGAUGAGAGGUUUCGGAACAAGACAUAUCAUGUUCCUUCCCUUUUCCCCAAAACCGAAGUUAGCCAGAAUGACAACAAUUCUUCUUUACUGAAAAGUUUGACAGUGUGUGGUGCAAAUAGUGGUCAGCCUCCUCCUCCUACUCCCCAUGUUGCUGCUAUUGCAGUCCUUACAACCCAGAAGAGUCAUACUUGUGAUACAUUUGCAUUCCCUCCUCCACCUCCUGGUGAUAGAAGACGAAUUGGACCACGACCAUGUCCAGUAUGUUAUGUUCCUGUAGAGCAGGCUAUUGCUAGUAUGCCGAGCUCCCCAUCACCAUCACCUGUGCUUGGUCAUUUAACUUAUUUUCGUGAAGAAAAUCCAAUAAAAAUUGAACCACAUGGAGGCUCCGAUUUUGGCGGGUAUCCUUCUCUAAAGCAGAGGAAUGAUUCUUUUAAUAUAAAAGAGUCCAUGACUGUGCAUUGUGGUUUUGUUAAAGGAUGUAGACCUGGUCACCAAACUGGAUUUGAUAUUGAUGCAGCCGAUCUUGUUGAGUUAGAGCAGUUUCAUGAUGUCAUUGUUGCAUCGGCCAUAUUUGGAAAUUAUGACAUAAUUCAACAACCAAAGAACAUAAGUGACACUGCAAGAAAAAAUAUUCCAUUUUAUAUGUUUGUUGAUGAAGAGACAGAAGCAUAUCUGAAGAAUUCUAGUCUCUUGGACAAUAACAAGAGGGUUGGAUUAUGGAGAAUUAUUGUCGUCCAUAGCAAUCCUUACACUGAUGCACGACGCAACGGAAAGGUUCCAAAGCUUCUACUACACAGGCUCUUUCCCAAUGUUCGUUUUUCUUUAUGGAUUGAUGGAAAGCUUCAGCUUGUUGUGGACCCAUAUCAGAUUCUUGAGAGGUUCUUGUGGCGCCAAAAUGCUACUUUCGCUAUAUCAAGACACUACACACGCUUCGAUGUGUUUGAAGAAGCUGAGGCUAAUAAAGCUGGAGGGAAAUACGACAAUGCUUCCAUUGAUUACCAGAUCGAUUUUUAUAAAAAGGAGGGUUUGACACCGUAUUCUGCAUCUAAGCUUCCAAUAACUAGUGGUAGGCCCAUGCCAUGUGUUUACGAGUGUGUUUUUGGCAUGUGUCUGCAACUCAAAAUUAACUUUUUCUUUAACCGAGUUUUUGCAGAUGUACCUGAAGGAUGCGUUAUUAUAAGAGAACACAUACCCAUUACAAAUCUGUUCACCUGCCUAUGGUUCAAUGAAAUUGAUCGUUUUACUUCCAGGGAUCAAUUAAGCUUUUCCACAGUAAGGGACAAAAUAAUGGCUAAAGUCAACUGGACCAUCAAUAUGUUUUUGGAUUGUGAAAGGCGGAAUAUUGUGGUUCAGGCAUACCACAGAGAUUUAUUGGAGCAAAGGACUCGUUUAGCUGGUUCCAUAAGUCAUCCUCCAUCACGACCACCACCACCACUACCUUUGGUUCGUAAUAAUAAUCCGGCUGUUAGAACUCCAGCGAAGAAAAAUCCCAUUAGACGUGGAAGAGGAGAUAAGAAAUCUGGUGCAAGACGACAUCGCAAAGUUGCUGCUGGUAAUAGGGACCACAUUUUAGUUUGA